Molecule: messenger RNA, 1998 nt
Organism: Paramecium tetraurelia
Lineage: Eukaryota; Ciliophora; Oligohymenophorea; Peniculida; Parameciidae
Exons: 2
Source: RefSeq, a predicted model, not a curated record
AUGAUAUAAGUCCUUGAUCAAAACGAUAGAGAAAUAUACAAAUAUCGAUUGCUAUAAGGAGAAAAUAGAUUUGGUAGUGAUCCAAAACAAUGUAAGCACCUCAUAAGAAAUGUUCAGGGUUUUCUCUUCUCUGUCGCUUUACUGAAAAAUGAUGUGUAUUUAACUCAUUUCAGCAGUUCAGAUUAAGUUUUUAAAGAAGCAACUUUGUAACAGGAUUAAAAAGUCGAGAUACCAAAAAAUUUCAUAAUUGAAAUGGUUCCAAUCAGAAAUUAUUAUUUUUAAAACAUUAAGUUCAAAUUGCUUAACUUAGUUGAUAAUGCUUAUUUAAAUAAAUAAUGCAUCUUUCAAACAACAUAAGUCUUAGAAGAUUUUGGUGGUACAAUGGCUUUGGAUGAUAUUUUGGAUUGCCCUUAAUAAAUUAUAACUAAAAUUUCAGCUACUUAAUAGGUUUCAACAACUUAAAUCCUAAGUUCCUAAGAUCAAGACUUAUCUUAAUCAUUAAAGUUUGAUGAAAAUGAUUCAUCAGCCUUAUCAAGUUUGUAAGAACUAAUUUAACAGUAUCCAAGAAUUAAUUAAAUGAUAAAAUCUAACUCUUCUACAAUUGAUACAUCAACUUAAACAGAAAAUAUGGAACUAGAACCUCAAUAAUAGAAAUCUAGAACUUUAUUUAGCGAAUUAUUUAAAUUUAAAAAGUUAACUCCAUAGAUACAAUAAACUUCAUAGUUAUCUAAUCCAAUUAAUAAUCAUUAAUAUUAGUCUACACAAAUUGAUUAAACAAUUCUUGAUUCAUAAAUAUAAAACGUAAAUUCAGAUGAUAUACAGAACUCUUAAUUUUUGAAGAAAAAGGCCGAGUAAGGAGGCACAAUAAUUGAUGAAGAUUUAGAGAAAGCUUUUUCUUCUGAAUAAAAUAACAGGAGUAUUAAGUAAGAAGAAUCUACUUUCAAACGCUUAAACAGCACAAAAUCAGACAAUGUUUAAAUUACUUGUUCAAGACUAGAAAAUAAUUCAAAAAUUGAAUUAAAUGAUCUUUUUGGAAGUUUGCCAGAAUUACCAAAUUAAUAAAUUUAAUAAUAACCAAAAUCGAUUAAAAAGUUCAACAUGACUAAGUCUAAUAUUUUAAAUAAUAGGUUUGAGGAUGCUUUUCAGGAUAUGUAUAAAUCUUAAGAUUAAAAAGAAUAAACUCCAAUAAAAUUGAGAAGCUAGAUUUAGAAAUUAACUUCAAUAAUUGGGAAAGAAGGAAAAAAACAAAGCAAAAGUGAUUUGAAGAAAGUAGCAUUAUUAAAAAAAAUAACUGAUGAAAUUUCUGAUGAAACCUCUGGAGAACCUGUAUAAUAAAAAUACAAUAUAAGACAUGCUAAUUCAAUGGAAUUACCAGCAAAUAAAUUAAUAUAGCAAAAUAACUCUAUUAAUAAUAAGUAAAAGGAAAAUUAAAGACCUUUCUUAAAGAAAAAUAAAAUUAUUCGUUUAAUUGCAUUUAGCGGGUUUUAAUAACAUGAAAUACCAAAAUCAAAUGAUUUAAAAUUAUUAGGUUUAGAAAUUGUGAGUAAUCAAUUAGAGAAAUUUGACUUGCUAGUCUUGAAUAAUCCUCCAAAAAGAACUUUCAAAUUUUUAAGUGCUUUGAUGCUUGGGGCUGAAAUAGUAACAUUAGAUUGGUUGACUACUUCGCUUAAAGAAGGAAAGGUAAUUUAACAUUUCCAGAAUUACAUUCCCAACAGCGAAGAGUUUUUAAAUUCUUUUGGAUUCAGCAUUUAGCAAAUCUUAUAAAGUAGGGAUUCCUAUUUUGAAACAAAUGAAAAUCUAGUACAAAUAUUUGAUGGGAAAUAUUUUGUUAAAGUGGAUGUUACACCUUCAAAGGCCGAAAUUGAAUAUCUAAUAAAAUUAGGAGGUGGAUAGAUAUAAUAGAAGCCUGAUAAAAAUGCGAUCAUCAUAAGCGAUAUUAAAAUAGGUAAUUCUAUGCCAUCAGAUUAUAUUCUGGAUGGAUGUAUGUUUCAAUAAUGA